Vigna radiata var. radiata (mung bean) is the source of this 2833-nucleotide messenger RNA. RefSeq names its product glutamate receptor 2.7-like. Lineage: Eukaryota; Viridiplantae; Streptophyta; Magnoliopsida; Fabales; Fabaceae. Bases 63 to 2777 code for a protein of 904 amino acids. The record is from RefSeq and is a predicted model, not a curated record. Gene Ontology annotation, cellular component: plasma membrane. The transcript has 5 exons. Gene Ontology annotation, molecular function: ligand-gated monoatomic ion channel activity; signaling receptor activity.
UGUGAGCAAAACAUAUAGAGGCAAAAUGGAUUUCCUUUCAAACUAAUCCUCAAGCAAUCACAAUGAAUUUUCUCUUCUUUUAUGUACUCAUCUCCCUUGUUCUUAUUAAUGUCUACCAAGAUGAAGCUACAACUAUAGACAACCAAGUUAUAUCUGUUGGGGCAAUCAUUGAUGUGAAUUCUCGCAUUGGGAAAGAACAGCAAAUAGCCAUGGACAUUGCAGCUCGAAGUUACAAUAGCACUUCAAAGACAUACAAGUUGGCUCUAUAUUUUCGGAACUCCGCCGAGAAUCCUCUUAAAGCCAUCACUCUUGCUGAAGAGAUGAUUGAUAAGCAAAAGGUGGAAGUGAUUAUCGGGAUGCACAGAUGGUCAGAAGCAGCUCUAGUGGCUGAAAUAGGAAGCCAAGCUCAAGUUCCUAUUAUAGCAUUUGCAGAACCCACCGUUACCCCGCCGUUGAUGAGUAAUAGGUGGCCUUUUCUGGUGAGAAUGACUAGGAGCGAUUUAUCAUAUAUCAAAUGCAUUGUAGAUAUAGUGAAAGCUUUUGGUUGGCAGAGAGUAGUUGCUAUCUAUGAAGAUGAUACAUAUGGAGGUGACUAUGGCAUGCUAGCACUGCUAUCUGAGGCUCUCCGGGAUGUGAGUUCAUCGAUUGAUUAUCACUUAGUUCUUCCACCUAUUUCUUCUCUGCAUGAACCAGGAGGGUUUAUACGUGAAAAACUGUUGAAGUUGUUGCAAACCCAAUCUCGCGUUUUCAUUGUGCUGCGAUCUUCAUUAGAAAUGGCUAUCCAUUUGUUUAAAGAAGCCUCAAAAAUGGGAUUCGUGGACAAAGAAUCAGCAUGGAUACUUCCAGAGAGCAUAACAAAUGUGCUGGACUCUGUCAACAAGUCUGCUAUUUCCUAUAUGGAUGGAGCUUUAGGAAUCAAAACGUACUACUCCGAAAUAAGCACUGAGUACCAAGAUUUUGAGGCUGAAUUCCGGAGAACAUUUUGGUCCAAGAAUGUCGAGGAAGAUAACCGCUACCCCGGAUUUUAUGCAUUGCAAGCAUAUGAUAGCAUUAAAAUUGUGACCCAAGCAGUAGACAGAAUGACCAGUAGAAACACUAGGAGCUCAAAGAGUUUACUUGGAGAAAUACUGCGUAGCAGUUUUCUUGGUUUAAGCGGUCGUAUUCAAUUCGAAGAUGGGAAACUCCAGCAGACUUCUAUUUUAAGGAUGGUAAAUGUGGCCGGGAAGAGUUACAAGGAACUUUGCUUUUGGAGUGAACAAUAUGGCUUCACCAAAAACCUCCCUACAGGAAAAGGUGGACAUUCUAGCGCUGGUAAUACAGAAUGUUUCAGUGCUGUUCGGUGGCCUGGCAAUCUGAAAAGCGAUCCAAAAGGCUGGAAUAUGCCUACUAAACAAAAUCCUAUGAAAAUUGCAGUUCGAAACAGAACCUCUUUUUCCAAGUUUGUCAAGGUUGAUUAUGAUUAUGAGGGCAAUCCUGCAAUAUAUAGUGGAUUUUGUAUCGAUAUUUUUAAGGGUGUGCUCGACCUUUUGGGGUAUGACUUGCCAUACGAUUAUUAUCCUAUUGAUGGAACCUAUAAUGAUUUGGUUCAGCUUGUCUAUAACAAGAGUUAUGAUGCCGUAGUUGGGGACAUGACCAUACUAGAAGAAAGAAUGCAGUAUGUGGAUUUUACAGUGCCAUAUGCAGAAUCAGGAUUGACAAUGGUAGUUCCAUCAAAGUCUAAAGAAUCGGCAUGGAUGUUCACAAAGCCCUUUACCUGGGAAAUGUGGAUGGUUACGGGUGCCAUCUUGAUUUACACAAUGUUAGCAGUUUGGUACCUUGAGAAGGAAUCCAAUCCCGAGUUUCAUGGCAAUUGGGGCAGCCAAAUCAGCACAGCUCUUUGGUUUACCUUCUCCUCUUUGUUUUUCGCUCACAGGGAAAAAAUGCAGAGCAACUUAACUCGCAUCGUGAUGGUCUCAUGGCUCUUGCUAGUUCUGAUCCUUAACUCAUCCUACACUGCUAACCUUUCUUCAAUGCUCACGGUUAAACAACUGGAAUUGAAUGUCCCAAAUAUUCAGUUCUUGAAGAGGAACAACAAGACAAUUGGUUGCGAUGGUGACUCAUUUGUUAGGUCGUUCUUAGAGAAAGUAGAAGGGUUCCCACCUGGGAACAUAAAAAAUAUCACUGAUGAAUACACGUAUGAUGAUUUUUUUCAAAAUAGCAGCAUAGCAGCUGCCUUUCUUGAACUCCCAUACGAAAAGGUAUUCAUCACUGAAUACUGUAACAAAUACACCGGCUCCACUCCCAGAACCAGAUUUGGAGGACUGGGCUUUAUGUUCCAGAAAGGGUCGCCAGUGGCCAGAGACGUGUCAAAAGCUAUAUUACAUAUGUCAGAGAAUGCAGAGCUGAAGAGGUUGGAGGAGAAGUGGUUGAUUAGCUCCGGCAAGUGCUCCAACACGACCUCCGACGCCAACAAUACGGAUAGUUUGAAGCUGAGAAGUUUAUGGAUUUUAUAUGUCAUCUCUGGUGCUACUUCCACCAUUUGUCUGCUACUAUCAACCAUCCAAUCUCUGGUAAAAUCCUGUCAGCAACGCCAACGCGUGGCACCAGAAGGCAAUGACACCCCAAAUUAUCAAAAUGCGUGGGAAAAGGUGAUUGCACAUGUAAAACAGAUUUACAACAAAAAGAUCAAUAAUUCAAGAGAGACACGGACACAGGUUAUUACUGAUUUUCUUCCAGUGUCUGAAAUUUCAAUGCUCCCUUCUCCAUCACCAGGGUCACACAUGACAACACAGACAUAGGAAUCACCAACACUUCAAAGUAGUUGCUUUUUCUUUUACUUUUAAACAUUUUCUGU